Messenger RNA from Leptosomus discolor (cuckoo roller), 2061 nucleotides. The record is from RefSeq and is a predicted model, not a curated record. NCBI's taxonomy places the organism in Eukaryota, Metazoa, Chordata, Aves, Leptosomiformes, Leptosomidae.
GGCUGCGGGGGGCCCGGGUACCGAGGGCUCGUUGGGGACGCCGACGUUGGGCGCGUCGACACGGCCUAUCGCGUGGUGGCCGACCACGUGCGCGCCUUGUGCGUCUGCAUCGCGGAUGGCAUCUACCCAGGCGCCUCGGGAGCGGAGCUGGUGCUGCGUCGGAUCCUGCGCAGGGCUGUCCGCUUCUGCUCUGAAGUCCUUCACGCUCCCCCUGGGCUCCUGGCCUCCCUGGUGCCUGCUGUAGUGGAAGUGCUGGGAGAUGCCUACCCAGAGCUGACGAAGAACGCGGGCCAGGUCGUGGACAUCAUCAAUGACAACGAGGCGGCUUUUGUGUCCUCCCUCGAGCGCGGGAGGCGCGUCAUCGAGCGGACGGUGCAGCAGAUGGAGCCCUCCACCCAUUUCCCAGCUGAAGUAGCCUGGUCUCUCUAUGGGAAUUUGGGAUUCCCUCUGGAUCUGAUUGACCUGAUGCUUGAAGAAAAGGGAAUCAGUUUGGAUUCAGCUGCUUUUAAUGAACUUGUUCUGGAGGAUGCAAAGCGGAAGGCUGGCGGCCCGCAGGCAGGAGAGCCGGAGCACGCCACCGCCUGCCUGGACGUGCACUCGCUGGCUCGGCUGCGGGGCAGCGCCGUGGCCCCUACCGAUGACUCCCCGAAGUACUCGUACGCGCUGGGGCGGCACGGGCGGUACGAGUUCAGCCCGUGCCAGGCCACCGUCCUCAUGCUGUACAGAGAUCAGUCCCUCCAGAAGGAGGCUGGGGCAGGGCAACGCUGCGGUGUCAUCUUGGACAGGACUAACUUCUAUGCAGAGCAGGGUGGGCAAGCCUCGGAUCGAGGCUACAUGACACGGUUAGGACAGCAGGACAUACUCUUCCCCGUAGAGUCAGCUCGUCUCUGUGGUGGUUACGUGAUCCAUGAGGUCACUGCUGUGGAAACCCUGCGUGCUGGUGACCGAGUGCAGCUCUUUGUGGAUGAGGCCCAGCGGCUGGCCUGCAUGAGGAACCACACCGCUGCCCACCUCCUGAACUUCGCCGUCCGCCGCGUCCUGGGGGACGGCACGGAGCAGCGAGGGUCCCACGUGACGGCAGAGCGGCUGCGCUUCGACUUUGACACAAAGGGCCCCGUGACUGUGGAGCAGCUGCAGCAAGUGGAGCAGGUGGCCCAGGAUGUGAUCAGACGAAACGAGGUGGUGCACACGGCCGAGGUCCCCCUCGCGCUGGCGAGGAGAGUUCAGGGGCUCCGUGCGGCGGAUGGGGGGUAUCCAGAUCCAGUGAGGAUAGUGUCCCUGGGGGUCCCUGUGGAGAGUGUGCUGACCAGCGACUCUGAGGCUGCCAUGCAGACCUCUGUGGAGCUCUGCUGUGGGACGCACCUCCUGCAGACAGGAGCUGUGGAAGAUCUGACCAUCGUCAGUGAGCGUCAGCUCGUUAAAGGGGUCAGCCGUGUCAUUGCAGUGACAGGGGGACAAGCCAAACAGGCCCGGGAAGUAGGCCAGUGCUUGGCUGUGGAGGUGGACUCUGUCUCCCUACGCAUGAAGCAGAGGAGCACCUCUCUUCCCGAGAUGCAGAACCUCUCCAAAGAAGUGGGCCAGCUGACCAAAGUGGUGGCUAGCACUGCGAUGCCCCAGUGGCAAAGGAAAGAACUGCAGGCCAUCCUCAAAGCACUCCAGCGCACAGCCAACACAGCCGUCAAGAAACUGGAGCUGCAGCAGGCUGAAGAGAAGGCACAAGGCCUGCUAGCAAAGCAUUGCAACCAACCUCUCAUCAUUGACACCGUCCCAGCUGACUCCCUCUCUAUCCUCAUGAAGGUGGUGAACCAGCUGUGUGACAAGUCUCCUGGCACGUCGGUGCUGCUGCUCAGCCCUCAGCCUUCUGGGGAGGUGCUCUGCGCCUGUCAGGUGUCCAAGCGUUGCCUCCCCGUGUUCUCCGCCGCCGACUGGGCCGUGGCCGUCUGCAGGCGGAUGGAGGGGAAGGCAGGAGGCUCUGCCGUCGUGGCCAAGGGCAGUGGACACGCCAGGGGCCUGCAGGGAGCCCUGACGGCCGCGCUGGAGUUCGCUCGGAGCAAACUCUGA